Messenger RNA from Prosopis cineraria, 339 nucleotides. RefSeq lists its product as uncharacterized. The transcript has 2 exons. NCBI's taxonomy places the organism in Eukaryota, Viridiplantae, Streptophyta, Magnoliopsida, Fabales, Fabaceae. The record is from RefSeq and is a predicted model, not a curated record. Bases 1 to 339 code for a protein of 112 amino acids. Gene Ontology annotation, molecular function: nucleic acid binding; RNA-DNA hybrid ribonuclease activity.
AUGGAGUUGCUGGCUGUGGAAUUACUACAGAAUUUACCAUAUAGAAGGGUGAUUUUGGAGACUGAUUCGGUUUCUGCUGUGAGAUGCAUGGAGGCAUUGCUGAUAAAUGGAGAAAGGAGAAGUAGGGUUAUGACCCGUAUUAGCAAUAUACUGGAUAAUGGAUGGGAAAUCAAACUUCAACACAUUUUUAGAGAAGGAAACGCUCGUGCAGACUGGAUCGCUAAGUGGAGCUGCCUACAAUCCAAUUCUUUGUAUGUUCUAGAUGAUCCACCUGAUGGUUUCGGAGUUUAUCUGUUUAGGGAUAUAUUGGGCAUGUCAUGCCCAAGACUUGUUGACUAA